Molecule: messenger RNA, 1488 nt
Organism: Symbiodinium natans
Lineage: Eukaryota; Dinophyceae; Suessiales; Symbiodiniaceae
Source: the annotation of a GenBank genome assembly
AUGCCAGAGGUGGAGCUGGAGGUGGAGGUGGAGGAGGUGGAAGAAGAGGAGGAAGCCGCGGUUCCGGAAGAAGUUGAGGGCUUUGCAGGCUGGUCCGGCAGCAAGCUUGAGGAAAUACGGGAGGCACUCCUGACUUGGUAUGCCCACGCACGGCGCCGUCUUCCCUGGCGGGGCGACCCACCUCCAUGGAGCGAAAGCAAGGCCAAGCUGAGAUCUGAAGCUAGGGUGGAGCAGAAGCCAUGCAUGCCCAAGCAGCGGUCCUUGUCGAGUUUUUUUGGCUUAAAGGCUGCACCGCGGACUCACAGCGGUGAGGUUCAGAUCAUUGACUUGGAAGAUAUCAGCCAGGGUCCUCCGGCAGACUGCGCGCUCUCCCGUGAUUCCGAAGAUGUUCCUUCGCAAGCUGCAAGGAGCUUCCCACAGAGCGCCUACGGGGUGUGGGUGUCGGAAGUUAUGCUCCAACAGACACAGGUGGAAGUCGUCAUCGGUUACUGGACCCGUUGGAUGGAGCGAUUUCCAACCAUCGAGGCAUUGGCCACGGCCAGCGCCGAUGAAGUCAACGCUGCUUGGGCGGGCCUGGGCUACUAUGGACGAGCCAGGCGCUUGCACGAGGGUGCCCAGCAUGUCAUCAAGAAGCAUGGAGGCCUACUGCCGCAGAGCUGCCACGAGCUGCUUCGCAUUCCAGGCAUUGGCCCGUAUACAGCUGGAGCCAUUGCGUCGAUUGCCUUCCACCAACCAGCUGCGGUUGUGGAUGGAAACGUAGUGCGAGUGUUCAGUCGAAUUGCCGCACUAAAGGGGCACGCGAAGUCGACGGCCUUGUGCAAGCUGUGUUGGAGGCUGGCCGAAGAUUUGCUGGAUCCUAAGCAGCCAGCCGCUUUCAACCAGGCGCUCAUGGAACUGGGGGCCACUGUUUGCACACCUCUGGCCCCGCAUUGUGGUCGUUGCCCUUUGCAAAGGGCUUGCAAGGCGUACCAGUUGGCAGCUGAAGGCACUGUGGCCUCGGUGACUUGUUUUCCAGCCAAGUAUGAUCAAAAGCAUCGGCGUCAACGAGUGUUGGCUCUUGCUGCCGUCGCUGACGCGUCAGGCGCCUGGAUGCUGGUACGGCGACCACCGCAUGGACUGCUCGCAGGGCAGCUGGAGUUUCCAGCAAUUCAACUUCCAGGGGAGGAGAGGCGGGAGAUGCAGGAAGCAUCAGCAGAGGUGAUGUUACACCUUCAAGAAAUGCUGGGGAACUUCGGGAUCCAGGGGCUGACUCUAACACCUCUCAGCGCUCCCAUCGAGCAUGUCUUCUCCCAUGAGCAUCAUACGAUGUACGUGUUCAGAGGCUGCCUCCCUGAUCGUGGGCUAUGCUCGCAAAGCACGCGGGAUGCGCUCUGGCUUACGCCGCAUGAGGCGCAGAAAUCUGGCAUCACCAGCGGGCUGCAGAAGGUGUUGCAUGCGCUGCUGCCGGCGCUCCCUACAAAGAGGGCGGCGAAGCGGCAAAAGCGUUAG